AUGUCUUCGCUACCGACUUGCAUAGGUCAUCGAUUGCUCAUGAACAUUUCAAAUACGAUGUUCUUUGGUUAUCGGGCACUUUCGACAAGCACUAUAGCAAACACAUUGAAACCAGCUGCAAAGUAUUCCUCAAGUGAUGAUAUGAUGGAUAAAGAAGAUGGGACGAAACAAUUAAAAUAUGCUACCGUUUUUAAUAAUCGUAAUCCGCGUAAUUUAGAAUUGAUGGCCUUAGCACCGAAGGCAAGAGGUUAUGGAACAAAUCCGAUAAGGCAGGACUAUUACCACAAAGCACAUUUGGAAAUUUCCAACUGGCACAUCAGUGCUUAUGUAUGCCAUCGAGAUGGACAUCGGGUUGCUAGUGCUUCUACGAAAGAAUUUCCAAUAGCAAGGCAUUUAUAUAAAACUAGCGACGUAGCUGCAGCAGAAAAUAUUGGUCGUGUGCUUGCACAACGAUGUCAUGCGGCAGGUAUCGAACGAUUAAUUGUUGACCGUAUCUUGACAAAACAACGAAGUAAAAAGCUUUUGUACUUGAAGAUACGGCACGUUGUUUUUUGUUUCGCCGCAAUUCUAUGCUUAUUAGUUCUUCAGCUAAGGCACACAUGUAAAUAUAAGGUGAAAGCUGCGGUCUAA
Trichoplax adhaerens is the source of this 630-nucleotide messenger RNA. RefSeq lists its product as uncharacterized. Bases 1 to 630 code for a protein of 209 amino acids. Gene Ontology annotation, biological process: translation. The record is from RefSeq and is a predicted model, not a curated record. Lineage: Eukaryota; Metazoa; Placozoa; Uniplacotomia; Trichoplacea; Trichoplacidae. The transcript has 3 exons. Gene Ontology annotation, molecular function: 5S rRNA binding; structural constituent of ribosome. Gene Ontology annotation, cellular component: mitochondrion; ribosome.